AUGACUUUGGAACUUGAUGAUCAUACCUCUGACGGCUAUGGGCUCACAUCCGGGAGCUCUGGUCUGUACGAGCCAUCGAUCCAUUCAUCGGCGUCGUCGUCACAACCAUCUGUGUUUUCAGAUACCCUGUCAGCACAAAGCUCUAUAGCUUCCUCCAUCUCGGAUGACUUUCGCAGUACCCAGGAGGAUGCGCGCGAGCGUGACAGAAUCUGCGCACAGGCGCAGCUGCAUUUCCAGGCGCAGAAUCAUUCUCUGGUAGAGGAUCACUCUGCAGUUGGAAAGCUGUUGAAAGCGAAUGGACAAUGUCCAUCUUAUGCGGACGUCACUUCCGUACCCGCUCCCCAGAGACAGCAUCCACGACGAUGCUCACUGUCGAGGAACCAGAAACCUCCACCUCUCGUUCGGCAACGCGAUCGGAAGAUCAACUUCGUCGACAACCUCGUUGACUCCGCAACGCAAAUGGUGGAGGUCAUUUGGCCCUUGUCAGUUGUUCCUUGCAGGAGCGAAGGCAACGGACGCGGUGUGCUGCCGCUCCGUACCUACAUUGAAGAGACUCUACGCAGGUCUCGCACGAGCUACUCCACCCUGCAGGUUGCUCUCUACUACUUGAUCCUCAUCAGGCCUCAUGUGCCAAAGAGCGACUUUACCAUGGAGCAGACUCUGGAUUGCCCAGCUGAUCGCGCUCUCAUGUGCGGUCGUCGCAUGUUCCUUGCGGCUUUGAUUCUGGCUUCCAAGUACUUGCAAGAUCGAAACUAUUCCGCGAAAGCCUGGAGUAAGAUGUCAGGCCUCAAGGUUUGCGAGAUCAACAUGAACGAGAGGACCUUCCUGAGCAAGAUCAACUGGCGGCUUCACAUUGCCAAAGAAAAGUUCGAGAAGUGGCAAGAAGUUGUGCUGCGAUACUCACCAAACCCACCAUCAUCACCAAGCGUCGGCAUCGCAUCGACUACUUCGACCUGGAAGAGGAUGGUGCCGGUGUUGUCGCCUGAGUUGGACAAUGUUCCUCUUGGCGAGUCAAGCCUGCAAAGCAUGGUUCAAGCACCCGAGUCAUGCGGCUUCCCGUCUCCGACGACACCCACACCUAUGAGCUAUAUGCUCAAACCGGUGCAGCUCGAUUCGACAUCCCAAGAAGGAACACCAACCCCUACGACCGCCUUGCCACGAUUCUUGGAACCAAAGCCAGACAUCCAACCUCCGACGCCGGCUCUGGCUCGCAUGGGUCCACUGCCGACGCCAAACUUGACGCCUUCGUCAGUGGCCUCGAACACUCCUGCAGUGAGUGUCUAUGGCUCGCGUCGCCCAUCCAUUUGCUCUGCAAUGGCGCUGGCACAGCGAAGCAGCCUCAACAGAUGCAUGCUUGAUCAGCCCAAUUUCGAGCCUCGACCUCAGAUCUCUCGACGGCCAUCAAUGAUGAGCGUAUCGUCCGGCUCUAGCCCAGAGUCUCUCAUGUCGGACAACUCGCGUUCUUCGCGAGCAUCAUCCAUCUCCUCCAUCUCCACAGUAUCGACCAAUUCGUCGGUGGCGCCACCCCGAGCUUGCUUGGCUCGACAGGCGACCUGCCGAAGCGGUCGAAACGCCGGAUUGCCACCUCUUAAGCUGGUCAAGGAGGAGAAGGAUGGUUCAGCGAUGAAGCCAAUCAUUAUUGACGACGAUGUCGAGAUGGUAUCGAGCCCAGUCAUGGCAGACUUCACGGUCAGCGACAAAGUGCUGCACGCACCUCAUCGCCACAGCCGUGGGCCCAAACAUGCACCUCAACCAACCUCCCAUGCUUCCACGGAGAAGAGCAGGAAGCGCGGCCGAUCCAACGGCAACCGACGCUCAGAGCUUCAAGAAGAAGUUCGCUACCUGCUGGGAGAAACACUUGACGAGAUGGACCUGGAUGAUGAUGAAAUCGUCUCCUCGCCAUCCGACGCGGCAGAGUAUGCCUCGCGCAUGCUCGCUCGCGACAACUCUAUGACAUAUGAUAAGAGGCCUCAGCCUCCAGCGAUGCACUCUCGCAACGAAUCGAGAAGGCUGCCGGUGCAGAAGAACGAGGGCAGGAAGCGCACUUGCUGCUCGUCAGUCGGCGCCAUGUCCGUGUCGCCGGUGCCGCUCUACGGCGAGGUGCAGUAG
This is a messenger RNA of Zasmidium cellare ATCC 36951, 2109 nucleotides long. RefSeq lists its product as uncharacterized. Gene Ontology annotation, cellular component: nucleus; cyclin-dependent protein kinase holoenzyme complex. The transcript is spliced from 2 exons. Gene Ontology annotation, biological process: regulation of cyclin-dependent protein serine/threonine kinase activity. The record is from RefSeq and is a predicted model, not a curated record. Gene Ontology annotation, molecular function: protein kinase binding; cyclin-dependent protein serine/threonine kinase regulator activity. NCBI's taxonomy places the organism in Eukaryota, Fungi, Ascomycota, Dothideomycetes, Mycosphaerellales, Mycosphaerellaceae. Bases 1 to 2109 code for a protein of 702 amino acids.